AUGAGUUUGUCUCUACGCCGCAAUCUUGCUCUUGGUAUUUGUUUACCAAUAACACUGUUCAGUUUGUUUGUCAUCCAUCAAAAGCGUGAUAUUGUCUUCUCGGAACAUUCAGUACAAUCUGUUGAAAGCUCACAUUUCAGUCGUUCCAAGCGCUUGACAAACCUCGAUCAAUUUACUGUAAUCAAUAAUGAUGCACAACGACUUCAUGCACAAUAUCAAGAUCCGUAUAAUCAAAUGCCUAAUGCAGUUCCAUUUGUAAAUAAUUUCAAUAAUCAGCGACAAAUCUUUCCGUAUCCAACGAUUCAACGACGACUCAAUCCAGUGAUCGAAACAAAAACUCUCGAACGUUUUGUUCAUCUCGAUUUGAAAGGUGCUGCACCAAAACUCGAUUACUACAGACAGCUAUUUCCUUUUCUAAAGCAACUGGGUGCUACAGGCUUAUUGAUUGAAUAUGAAGAUAUGUUUCCAUUCACCGGAAAUUUAUCGAUUAUCAAACACGGUUUUGCGUAUUCGAAGAAUGAUGUCGAGCAAAUCUUACAAUUAGCUAAGACGAACGAUUUGAAAGUCAUGCCUUUACUUCAAGUUUAUGGACAUUUGGAAUAUGUUCUUAAACUGAAAGAGUUUCUGCAUCUGAGAGAAGAUCGUCGAUAUCCGCAAGUGAUUACACCAUGUCUAGAAGAAAGUUACAAGUUACUAUUUGAAAUGAUUGACCAAAUAUUAUCUCUUCAUCCAACCAUUCCAUAUCUUCAUAUGGGUUGUGAUGAGGUUUACUACCGUCUCGUUCAUCCUCAAUGCGUUAAUCUGAACUUUCGUGACGAGGCAGAUCUGUUUAUCAGACAUGUUACUCGGGUGGCGAAGUAUGUUAAAUCCAAACGUCCUAACAUAAAAUUAUUUAUAUGGCACGAUAUGAUUUCACAACUAAUUAACUCAGGUUCUAGUAAUACUACUGAAUUAAUUGAUCUUGUUGUACCAAUGGUGUGGACAUAUGUUGACGAUGUUAACCCGUGGUUUGAUGACGGAUUUUGGAUGCGAUUUUCGAUGUUUCAUGAAGUUUGGGUCGCUAGUUCAUUUAAAGGUUCUUCAGGUGAGAUCACCACAAUGAGUUAUAUUGGUCAUCAUCAACGUAACCAACAAACAUGGUUGGAAACUAUGUAUACUGCCUCAACUCGACAUCGAGUCAACUUUACCGGUAUCGCUGUAACUGGUUGGUCUCGGUACGAUCAUAUGUUAUCAUUAUGUGAAUUUCUUCCCUCAUCGAUUCCAUCACUUGCAUACGCCUUACAAACAAUUGUCUAUGGUCGUAUCAAUCACGUACAAAAUACGACCAUUGGACGAACAUUGUUAGGAUGUGACCGAGUACCGUUCUGGGAGAAGCCGAUCGAUAGUAUUUACAUAUCCUGCACAUUUCCAGGACAUGAAAUGUAUGAAAUGAUGUAUCAACAUGACGCUGUCCUUCAUCAAUACGACGAAACGAUGUCAUUCGUUCGUUUGUACGUAACUGAUCUACAUCUCCGUCAAAACUAUAUUCAUUAUAAACGAAGUCAAGAAUGUCUCCAACGCUUGUACUAUUUAGAAGAACAAAUGCUUUACUUUAUUGAUUCAUUUCAACGUACAUGUUCGCAGUUUUUCACUGCAGACAUCGCUCCUGAAUGGUUACAAACAUAUUUCAUGAAAAAAUUCAAAGAGGUUCAAUCUCGCGUGAACUUUAUCGAACGUGCACUGAAAAAUCAAUCGGCAUGGUCGCAACGUCCAAUACCCAACAACACAUCACCUAUUGUAAUCAAACGACGAAAUUAUACGAUUAAUAAUUUGUUAUAA
Molecule: messenger RNA, 1818 nt
Organism: Adineta ricciae
Lineage: Eukaryota; Metazoa; Rotifera; Eurotatoria; Adinetida; Adinetidae
Source: the annotation of a GenBank genome assembly